AUGGCUGACAGGGAGAAUCCACAACUCUCACAGGAUGACCUCCUGGCUCGAAUCGCCGAGCUUCAGGCAGAAGUACGAAGGAUAGCCGAGCCAUCAACCCAGAACAAUGGAGAAAGCUCCAAAGGCUCGGCCCAAGGUACCACAGAUCCUUUAAACAUCACCCCGCCAAAAGAUAAGCUCACCCUCGACAACCCCUUCUCUGAGGAGAUCACAAACUACCAAAUGCCAAAAAACUUUACACUGCCUACUGCACUAGAACCAUAUAAGGGGUUCGGAGACCCCCGAGCCCAUGUGAAGAAGUUUCAAUCAAUGAUGUUCUUCAAUGGUCCUAACAAUGAGCCUGUCCUCUACCGAGCAUUCCCCACAUACCUUGAUGGUGCUGCAUUGCUCUGGUUUUCUAAACUUUCUGCAGGUUCAAUUUCCUCCUUUGAAGACCUAGCCAGGUCAUUCAUUGAUUAUUUUGCUGCAUCAAGGAUAUACGUACAUGGAUCAGAUUACCUCGGCACCAUCAAACAAGGCCAGCACGAGAGUUUGAAAGACUACAUGACCAGAUUCGCGGAUGCCACUAUGAAGAUCCAGGACUUGGACCCGGCCGUCCACCUACAUGCUCUAAAAGCCGGCCUCAGGCCUGGCAAAUUCCGGGAAACCAUUGCUAUAACAAAGCCUAAGACGCUAGAAGAAUUCCGGGAAAGGGCGGCAGGUCAAAUGGAGAUCGAAGAACUCCGCGAGGCCCAAAAGUCGGACAAACCACCACAUCGGCGAGAUGAGGAAAGAACUUUCAGAUCACCAAGUCGUAGAGACACUAAGAGGCCUUCCAAGCUCACACCAAAAUACAACACAUACCCUAGAUUCAAUACCAAGAGAGAAAACAUCAUCAGAGAGAUCCUCAAUGCCAAAAUCAUAAAACCACCAGCUCGAGCAGGGAGUUACCAGGACCAAAGGUUCGUUGAUAGGACGAAACAUUGUGCCUUCCACCAGAAGUUCGGCCACACCACGGACGACUGCAUCGUCGCAAAGGACCUCCUAGAAAGGCUGGCAUGCCAAGGACUCUUGGACAAAUAUGUCGAGAGCCGGAAGAGCAGAAAAGGAAAUUCGGACAGGGAAGAGAACGAACAAGCAACGGCGGACAACAACAAAAAAGAAUGGACAACUCCUGAUCCACCAAGGGGAGUCAUUAGCCACAUAUCACGAGGAUUCGUGGGCGGAGGUGAAACAAGCUCGGCUAGAAAGCGAAGCUACAGGGCAAUGCUAGCAAUCGAAGGAACCAUACAGCCAAAGAAAGACAAAGACCCAGACGUCACAAUAUCCUUCAACCAAGCAGACUUCAAAUCGGCAAGCCCUAACCUUGACGACCCCGUGGUAAUUUCCAUCCAGGUCGGAGAACUGUUGGUAAGAAAAACAUUGCUGGACCCAGGUAGUAGUACUGAUGUUUUAUUUUAUUCUACGUUUAUAAAGAUGAAAUUAUCAGAAAAAUUGAUACAGCCCUCAUCGGGAGAGCUAAUUGGGUUCUCCGGGGAGAGAGUCCCCAUCAUGGGACACGUAUGGCUAAAAACCACAAUGGGAGAAAUCCCUAUGUCAAAAUCAAUUGAUAUUCAAUACCUAAUAGUAGACUGUUACAGCCCUUACAAUAUUAUAAUUGGAAGACCCGCCCUGAAUAUAUUCAGAGCAGUGGUGUCCACAUUACAUCUGUGUGUUAAGUUUCCAGUGCAGGAAAACAAGAUAGCUACAGUAUACGCCGACCAUCAAGAAGCUCGGCAGUGCUACAAUGCUAGCCUAAAGCUAAUCCGAACAAAACAAGAAGCUCGGACUCAGGUUCAAGCAAUCCACACUUUUGCAGACACAGCGACGCUGGCCGACCUCGACCCAAGGGAAGACCUCGGCAAAAGACCUCGGCCAAUGGACAACCUUAAACAAAUAACGCUAACAGCAAAUGAGAAACAAUGCACAUACAUUGGAGAAGCAUUAGAAGGGGAAGACCGAACAAGACUUAUACACAUACUACGCCAGAACGCCGACCUAUUUGCAUGGACACCAGAUGACAUGCCCGGAAUAAAUCCAGAGGUCAUCUGCCACAAGUUAGCAAUCGACAAAACAGUCCGACCAAUAGCACAGAAAAAAGGAACCUCGGAGAAGAGAAAAGGCAAGCAGCACUUGAAGAGACCAAGAAGCUCCUCAACGCAGGUUUCAUCAGAGAGAUUCGCUUCACCACAUGGUUGUCCAACAUGGUAA
Molecule: messenger RNA, 2229 nt
Organism: Arachis duranensis
Lineage: Eukaryota; Viridiplantae; Streptophyta; Magnoliopsida; Fabales; Fabaceae
Exons: 1
Coding region: 1-2229 (742 amino acids)
Source: RefSeq, a predicted model, not a curated record